Molecule: messenger RNA, 1505 nt
Organism: Moneuplotes crassus
Lineage: Eukaryota; Ciliophora; Spirotrichea; Euplotida; Euplotidae
Source: the annotation of a GenBank genome assembly
ACAUGAAGGAAUUAAAGCAAAGGUAGGGGUAGGGUCCGAUACAUCUUUGAGCUCUUAUCGUCAGUAAAAGAGUCUACCUAUUCCCUCCAAACUUUAGGGUUGCUUUGGGAAACCUAUAUCCUUUUAUGGUCCUUUAAGACUUAUUGAGGAACAAUUUGUGAAGCUUGGCACAAGAUCUUUAAUAUUGGAGGCUCAGAGAUAAGCUGAGUUUCACAACAUUGCUUAAUGAUAAAUUCUUGCUUAAGUUUAAAUAAAACCCACAAGCAUUCAAGAAUCAUAAUCUCAUGAGGAGUUAGUGUUUCUCAAACCUUCACUAUUUGCCUAUUGAACUAUCUAUAUGUAUAGACUACUCUCUGAAGAAGGCCUUGAAGAAGCAUUGCAAGAAGAAAAUGAUGUAGAUAAAACAGAAAAAGAAGCCAAUAAUCUAAAGCAGGUAGAAAAGAAUCAGUUUCUGAGCGUUGUCUAUGCCGCGUUCUGCGGAGUUAUGUUCUCCUUUACUAAUUAUAUCUAUGGUCACUUUUCAACAUCAGGGACGGUGACAAGAGAGACUUUUGCGUUUGGAACAUUAGUAUUUGCAGUAGGAUAUUAUUUCGUCGAGUUUAUUCAUUUUAAAAGGCAAGGUAAGAAAUAUCUGACCUGGCAAGACAGCAACUUCAGAAAUCCAGAAACAGGAAAGUUCUGCUGGAAAAGAUUCAGCGCUAUUUUUCUCUAUUCUGCGAUAAUAUUGGUAUCAGGCUAUUUCCUUUUGUAUACAUUUCAGUUUGGAACCUAUGGAAACAUGAACCAUGGUAUCCUUACAAGUCUAUUUGGUCUUUCCGCCAUUUUCUCUGCAGUCUUAGCAUAUUUUCUAUUCGGUGAUAGACUCAAGAUAUUUCAUGUAAUUGGAAUAAUCUUGAUGCUGAUCUGUAUAGUUGGCUUAAGUCUUGGAUCUACUAAGAACUCUGAGAUAGAGCUACUGGAUGAAACUGCAGCAGAAAUCUCUGACACCCCGCUGUUCUAUGCCUUGUUGUCCAUUGCUCUUGGGAUAAUCUGACCAAUCAGUUUUGCAGGCUCUGGUAUGGUCGUACGAUAUGCUUCAAAUAACUACGGGACUAAAAGUCUUCAACUUACUCUUAUAGGAUUUUUAUGGUACAAUAUUGUGUUGUUUCCUGCCUUAUUGAUCACCUAUCUUGGAGGAUAUCAGCCUUUCAUUGCUUCAGACUUCUUACUGAACACAUUUUGAGGGAUCCUUGGAGCAUUUAGUAUUAUCGUCUUGAAUAAGGCACUCACUUUAGGCCUUGCAGGCCCUGUUUUUGCCCUUGCUAAUCUCCAAAUUAUCAUCCAAUCAAUUCUUGAUGCUAUCUUCCUUAGCCAAGUCCCAACAUGGAUUGAAAUAGUAGCAGCCGUCUUUGGAAUCCUCGGGUGCUGAACUAUAGCCCUGGGGCCUGACCUAGCCAAAAAAUUCAAGUCAAACCAUGAGAAAUACCAAGCAUCUGACUCUAAAGACAUCUAAAAUAUUUCAACUA